Molecule: messenger RNA, 453 nt
Organism: Diaporthe batatas
Lineage: Eukaryota; Fungi; Ascomycota; Sordariomycetes; Diaporthales; Diaporthaceae
Exons: 2
Coding region: 1-453 (150 amino acids)
Source: RefSeq, a predicted model, not a curated record
AUGUCGUUUCUUCACCUCGCGCCCGUGGUCACGUCCACCGUGUCCCUCUGGUUCGCCUUUGACCAGUACUUUUUCCUGGGCAUAUUCUUGCACAAGGACGUCGAGCUCAGGGCCAAGCAUGUCCUCACCCCGUACUGGAACACCAUGAUCAACACCGGCCUGGGCUACGUCGUCGCGCCCCUGUUCUGCACCAUAGCCUCCACCGCCGCCAUCCUCAACAACACCCCCACGGGGCUCCUCCAGGCCAAGGGUUCCUAUGCGUGCGCCGCCUUUGCCGCUGGCCACUUCGCUUUCGUGCCGGCUGUCCUGCCCAAGAUCAGGGGCCUGUCUAACGGCGGCCUGACGCCGGUCCUUCGGCAGUGGAUGCGCGUGCAUGUCUCCCGCUCCCUCACCGUGGACUUUCUCUGCUGGGCUACCGCCGUUGUCGCCGCUGCCAAGACCCUUUCGGCUUGA